Penicillium alfredii is the source of this 654-nucleotide messenger RNA. RefSeq lists its product as uncharacterized. Lineage: Eukaryota; Fungi; Ascomycota; Eurotiomycetes; Eurotiales; Aspergillaceae. The record is from RefSeq and is a predicted model, not a curated record. The transcript has 2 exons. The coding region runs from base 1 to 654 and encodes 217 amino acids.
AUGCGAUCCACCAUCCUCACCACCACAACCCUCCUCACCUUCUCCCUCUUCUCCACCGCAACACCCAUCCCCAUCCCCUUCUCCCUGGCCACCCGCGACACAGGCCUAACCGAAUCCCAAGUCGCCGCCAUCGCACCCAAAUCCAAGUCCUGCGACAAUCCGCCAGCGAAGGGCGAAUGUGCCACCGCCAAACAAGCCGCCAAAUCGACGGCACAGUCCUUCGACACCUACAAGGUCACGUCCAAGGCCGAGCAGGCGGCGGUGCUGAGUCUGAUGGCGUUUGAGAGUGAUGAGUUCAAGUAUAAUAAGAAUCAUUACCCUGGUGUAGCGGGGCAGGGCACUCGCAACAUGCAAUCCCCCGCCUUCAACAAAAAAUACGCCUCCUCCCUCCCCGCCCUCAAAGACAAGCUCGCAAAGGUCUCCAACAACCCGGCCGACCUGCUGGAUCUGCUGCGCAGUAACCCGGCCCACGACUUUGGCUCUGGCGCUUGGUUUCUGACGACGCAGUGCUCCAAGGAUGUGCGCUCGGCGCUGCAGUCUGGGUCCGAGACGGGCUGGCAGAAGUAUAUUAGUGACUGUGUCGGCACUUCUGUUACGGAGGAGCGGAAGGAGUAUUGGGAGCGCGCUGUUAAGGCGCUUGGUGUGAGUUCUUGA